Molecule: messenger RNA, 2520 nt
Organism: Dunckerocampus dactyliophorus (ringed pipefish)
Lineage: Eukaryota; Metazoa; Chordata; Actinopteri; Syngnathiformes; Syngnathidae
Gene: htr1b
Product: 5-hydroxytryptamine (serotonin) receptor 1B
Exons: 1
Coding region: 260-1411 (383 amino acids)
Biological process (GO): adenylate cyclase-activating adrenergic receptor signaling pathway
Cellular component (GO): plasma membrane
Molecular function (GO): G protein-coupled serotonin receptor activity
Source: RefSeq, a predicted model, not a curated record
CUAGGAGGCGGGGUCCUUGGAGACGCACCUCUGGAGAACCUGUUGCCCUUCAUGCGGAUUAUGUCCCCCACAUGCUGGAAGAACAGGACAUCAUCAUUGUGUCUUGUCAGGAUGAAAAAGGGUGAACUUUUAUUCAUACGAGGACUGGAUUACAAGUGAAAAUAAAAGGACAUUACAAUGUGAUGGCGUCUUUUGCGUAAUUCCACCCCAACCGUGUCAGACGGUGGGCAGACAAUGAGAAAAAAGUGACUGACAAGUGAUGGAGGUCGCCGGUCAAGUGGAGCCCACCCAGCCGGUGAACGCCUCCAACCUCAGCCUGCCGGAGGAUGCGUCCGAGGCGGGCUCAGGCGCGCACAGCCUCGCCUACCAGAUCAGCUUGGCGUCUUUGCUGUCCGCCAUCACUCUGGCCACCAGCCUCUCCAACGCCUUCGUCAUCGCCACCAUCUCUCAGUCUAAGAAGCUCCAGACGCCAGCCAACUUCCUCAUCGCCUCCCUGGCUGUCACCGACCUGCUGGUGUCCAUUCUGGUCAUGCCCGUGUGCGUCCUCUAUACGGUCAUCCACGAGUGGACGCUGGGUCAGGUGGUUUGCGACAUCUGGCUCUCGUCGGAUAUCACCUGCUGCACGGCGUCCAUCCUUCACUUGUGCGUCAUCGCCUUGGACCGCUACUGGGCCAUCACGGACGCUGUGGAGUACUCCAAGAAGCGCACGCCCGGACGCGCGGCUGGCAUGGUGGCCACCGCCUGGGUGAUCGCUAUCUCCAUCUCGCUUCCUCCCCUCUUCUGGAGGCAGGUGAAAGCGGAUGAGUUGACAAGCUGCAGCGUCAACACGGACCACAUCUUUUACACUAUCUACUCCACCUUCGGCGCCUUUUACAUCCCCACUUUGCUGCUCAUCGUCCUCUACGGGCGCAUCUACGUGGAGGCACGCAAGCGCAUCCUUAAGCAGUCCCCUAAGCGGAAGAAGAAAAAGACGCCUGGCAAGAGGCUCACCUCGGCGUACUUGGCAACAGGCUCCCCUGGCUCCAACGCCUCCACCAGCCCCUUACAAGGGGGGAGGCUGCAGGAUGCUCCGUCCAGCGACACUAACUCGUCCACCAGCGAGAACCAGGUGAAGGUCACACUGUCUGACGCUGCUCUGGAGAAAAAGCGCAUCUCUGCAGCCAGGGAGAGGAAGGCCACCAAGACUUUGGGUAUCAUCCUGGGGGCUUACAUCAUCUGCUGGCUGCCCUUCUUCAUCUACACGCUGGUGGUGGCCACAUGUGACAGCUGUGUCAUCCCCGAGCUCUUUGACUUCUUCACCUGGCUGGGCUACCUGAACUCCCUCAUCAACCCCAUCAUUUACACCAUGUCCAACGAGGACUUCAAGAAGGCUUUCCACAAACUGGUGCGCUUCAGGUGCUGCAGGGGGUGAUUCUUGCAGUUGUUUUCAUUUAUUAAAAAUGUGAAUAAGAUGAUGCCAUAAAUAACAUUUGAAAGCCAUGAGUGUGGAAAACCUAAGGGCAAAAGUCCAGUAUUUGAUUCAAUCUCCUAUAUUAGAUAUGACUGUGCUAAAAAAAAAAAAAAGAAGAAUCAAGAUAAACCAUUGCAACAAUACUUGCAUAAUCUAAUGACAUCCAGUGCAAGAGGUAAUAUAAGAAUGUUUUUGCUGUGAUAUCAUGGUAUUCAUUUAAAAGGGUUAAAGGCUUUUUCUGUUAUUUUGAUGCCUCAUGUCGCUACCACAGCAAGACGUGUAUUUUUGAAAUGAAUACAAAAAAAUUACUAUAUUACAAAAGUGCAGAAUUCUUAUUUUUUAAAUGUAUUAUGUAUUUUUUUAUUAUUUGUUUUAUUUAUUUAAUAUUUUUUUCAUGCAGCUGUUGUAUUGAAUCUCAUUAGAUUAUUUUAUUAUUAUUUUAUUUAUUAUUUAUUCAAUUUUCUAGUAAUUUAUUAUUUUAUUAUGUAUUAUUUUGUAGUCUUUAAUACAGCUCUUGUAUUGCAUCUCAUCAGAUGAUUUAUUUUGAUCGGACUAUGUAACAUUUUAUUACCAUUUAACAUCAUUUUAUUUAUUUAUUUUUUAAAAUAGCUCUUGCAUUGGAUCCAUUUAGAUUAUCAUUGAAAAUGCAGCAUUAGAUUUUGUAUGUUUUAUAGUAAUACAACUAAAUGAACUAAAAAUGGCGUUGAAUGAUGGAAAUUUCGUUUUUAUCCCAUUUAUUCAUUAAUUUCCCCCUGAUGAAGCUGUUGUAUCGGAUCCCAUUAGAAUGUGCAAGUAGCCUGUCGGUCAUCAUAAACCUUUGCACAAUUGUGACUCAUGCAGAUGUACGUGUGUUCGUAUAGUUUGGAGAAUUGAUCACCUUUGAUGUCAUGGUUCAGCUUCUUAUGGUUUAAUAUGUCACACGGCUGGAAAAAAAAAGUGUUCAAUGAAAGAUUCAUGCUGUGUGUGCUGCUAUCGACUGUGCGUGUGUGCGUUGACUGCUGUUUGACCCUCACACGCGAACAUUCAUCUCGUUCCUCUCAGAGAUGCUGUGCAAUAAAGACUUUCAAGUA